AUCACGCAUAGGUAUCGUUGAAGCCGCGCAAGCCCCUCAUUAUCCCAUGUCGCAUGAUCUGAUGCUCCGGACCUCGACCUCGAAUGUCCACUUCAUCAGACUAGAGUAUAGUCCAUAAGAUAUUUCGCCUCUCCAAACGAUCACAGAUGGCACACGCAGGAUCUACAGAAGAGCCACAAGGCGCUGGUCAAUGGGACAUCGAUGUGCUUGAGGGGGAAGCCAACUACGUGUCUGACGACGCCGAGUCGAGCAAGUCCUCGGGCCAAUCCGUAUACGACGCAGAUUCGGUCGUUGGUGAGUCAGGCAACCUUUACCACGGGUACAAGCAAGGCAAAUACUUCUUGCCCAACGAUGCGGAAGAACAGGAUCGUCUCGAUAUAAUGCACGUGAGCUUCCGGCUGCUGCUAGACGGAAAGCUGGCGCUGGCUCCUUUUGAAGAGCCACCCCGAUACGUGCUUGACAUCGGCACAGGAACAGGAAUCUGGGCAAUCCAGUAUGCCGAGGAGCAUCCAGUCUCUCAGGUGAUCGGAACAGAUCUCAGCGCCAUCCAGCCCGCCCUGACCAUCGCCAACUGCAGUUUCCAGAAAGACGACGCCGAGGAGGAGAUAUGGCUCUUCCCGACACCCAAUGGGAGUUUUGACUACAUCCACUUUCGCUUCAUGGUGACCUGCUUCGACCAGCCCAAGAAGGUCAUGGAAAAUGCGUUCAAGUAUCUGAACCCCGGCGGCUGGAUUGAGUUUCAGGACUCGACGCUGCCGAUCAUGGACACUCACAAGAAGCAUGAAGGCAGUGCCGUCCAGAAGUGGAACGAGUUGAUGGCUGUAGCGAGUGCCAAGCACAAUCGCGACUUCACGAAGGCUAGUCGAUACAAGGAGUGGCUUGAGGAGAUUGGAUUCGUCGACGUCGAGGAGCACUUCAUCGAGUGGCCCAUCGGCCCUUGGUCUCCUGACCCCAGACUCAAGACUACUGGAUGGUUCAUGCUGCGCAGCUCGCUCGUUGGCGUCCGGGGCAUGAGCUGGGCUCUACUGAGUGCGGCAGGUCUGAGUCCAGAUGAGAUCGAGAGUCUCGUCUCGGACUGUAAAAAAGAUCUUCUGGAUCGCAAGCACAGCUGGUAUCUGGGAGUUUAUGUUGUGUAUGGAAGGAAGCCACGGGAUGCCGAAGCUGUCCCAGGAGUUCCAGGUUAGCUAUUAGCUGAGGCUAGAGAUUUGAUGUGUUUGAGGUUUAUUCCUGUUGAGUGCGGUUGUUGCAUCAUGAAGGCGGAACUUUCUUUCCCAGAACCAUUGAAUGCUCGUCUAAGCCGAUUACACUGGAUUGCGUCGCGGGCUAUGCUGCAUGGCAUUUCAAUCCACCUUUAGCUCUGCUAGUUUCUUAUCAACUUCUCGUAAGUUAUGGCGCAACGAGAGCGGGUCGUCUCUCGUGGAUACUGUUCUGCUUGUUCUAGUCCAUCGUCUCUAGAUAUCGGUCUUACAUCUUCGCAUAUGGAAGCGUCGGCACUGGAAGCUUGGCCCAUAGCAUGUAGAGCUGCCGUCGAACUUUUAUUUGAGGAUGCCUGUUAUCUAUUAGCACAGGGUAGUGCAUGCCUUUGGAAACCUCACUUCUUGACCCACAGAGCUAAUAGACAGGGUCUGUGUAGCC
Molecule: messenger RNA, 1635 nt
Organism: Truncatella angustata
Lineage: Eukaryota; Fungi; Ascomycota; Sordariomycetes; Amphisphaeriales; Sporocadaceae
Product: S-adenosyl-L-methionine-dependent methyltransferase
Exons: 6
Coding region: 147-1184 (345 amino acids)
Molecular function (GO): methyltransferase activity
Source: RefSeq, a predicted model, not a curated record